Molecule: messenger RNA, 8587 nt
Organism: Xenopus tropicalis (tropical clawed frog)
Lineage: Eukaryota; Metazoa; Chordata; Amphibia; Anura; Pipidae
Gene: cacna1i
Product: calcium channel, voltage-dependent, T type, alpha 1I subunit
Exons: 35
Coding region: 15-6233 (2072 amino acids)
Biological process (GO): calcium ion transmembrane transport; monoatomic ion transport; transmembrane transport
Cellular component (GO): voltage-gated calcium channel complex; membrane; plasma membrane
Molecular function (GO): voltage-gated calcium channel activity; monoatomic ion channel activity
Source: RefSeq, a predicted model, not a curated record
UCGAGUGUCUUAGCAUGAUGGUAAUUCUUCUGAACUGUGUAACCCUCGGAAUGUUCCAGCCUUGUGAAGAUGUCGACUGCUCAUCAGAGCGAUGCCAAAUUCUUCAAGUCUUCGAUGACUUUAUAUUCAUCUUCUUUGCAAUGGAGAUGGUCGUGAAAAUGGUGGCCUUGGGCAUCUUUGGGAAGAAGUGUUACCUUGGAGAUACAUGGAAUAGGUUGGACUUCUUUAUAGUCAUGGCUGGGAUGGUGGAAUAUUCUCUUGAUCUUCAGAACAUUAAUCUAUCGGCCAUCCGCACUGUGCGUGUUCUGAGACCCCUAAAAGCCAUCAACCGAGUACCCAGCAUGCGGAUCCUGGUGAAUUUGCUGCUGGACACAUUGCCUAUGCUGGGGAAUGUACUUCUGCUUUGCUUUUUUGUCUUCUUCAUUUUUGGGAUCAUUGGGGUGCAGCUUUGGGCCGGAUUGCUGCGAAACCGCUGCUUUUUGGAAGAAAACUUCACUAUUCAAGGGGAUAUAACCUUACCACCUUACUACCAGCCAGAAGAAGAUGAUGAAAUGCCAUUUAUUUGUUCUUUGUCUGGUGACAAUGGAAUCAUGGGGUGCCAUGAAAUCCCCCCAUUAAGAGACCGCGGUCAUGAGUGCUGUUUGGACAAGGAGGAUUAUUAUUAUUAUAACUCUAUCCGUCACGAAUUUAAUGUCAGCGGCAUGUGUGUUAAUUGGAACCAAUACUAUAACGUCUGCCGCACCAGCAACACCAAUCCUCACAAGGGCGCCAUCAAUUUUGAUAACAUUGGCUAUGCCUGGAUUGUCAUAUUCCAGGUUAUCACUCUGGAAGGCUGGGUAGAGAUAAUGUACUAUGUCAUGGAUGCCCACUCCUUUUACAACUUCAUCUAUUUCAUUCUUCUUAUUAUAGUGGGAUCAUUUUUCAUGAUCAAUUUAUGCCUGGUUGUUAUUGCUACACAAUUCUCGGAGACCAAGCAGAGGGAGCACCAGCUGAUGCAGGAGCAGAGGGCUCUCUAUUUAUCCUCUAGUACUGUAGCCAGUUAUGCUGAGCCUGGCGACUGCUACGAGGAGAUCUUUCAAUAUGUGUGCCAUAUCCUGCGCAAGGCCAAGCGCCGUACAGUAGGCCUCUACACUAGCCUUCAAAACCGACGGCAAAGUCGCCAUGAGCUGACCAAUGCUAAGCUUGGGAUCAAUGGCAAGGAACAGCAUCAUCUGUGGAUAUGUCAGAAACAUGGCCAGCUGGACUAUGCUCCUCAUGCUAUUGUGCAGCCUAUCGCAAUGACCUUAACGUCUGACCUCUCCAAUUGCCCACAAUGCACCAAAACCAAAUGGGAGGAUGGCCGUAAGCUAUCAGCACCAAACAGCACCAGAUCAAGCCGAGAGGGGACUCAGAGACAGAGAAGUGAGAGCGAAAGGGAGAGCAGGAGUGAUGGAAGCACAUCCGAUCUAGACAAAGAAGAGGAGGAGGACGGUGAUGAAGGCUUCUGUAAAGGACUCUGUGGCGAAGUCCGUGUAAAGCUCAGAGGAAUCGUAGAUAGUAAAUAUUUUAAUCGGGGAAUUAUGAUUGCCAUUCUUGUGAACACAAUCAGUAUGGGAAUAGAACAUCAUGAGCAGCCAGAAGAACUAACAAAUAUCCUGGAAAUCAGUAACAUUGUCUUUACCAGCAUGUUUGCUCUGGAAAUGAUGCUGAAGCUCUCAGCCUUUGGCCUCUUUGAUUACCUGCGAAACCCAUAUAACAUCUUUGAUGGCAUCAUUGUCAUAAUCAGUGUCUGGGAGAUAAUUGGGCAGAAUGAUGGAGGGCUGUCUGUACUGAGAACUUUCCGACUUCUGCGAGUACUGAAGCUGGUCCGGUUUAUGCCUGCCUUAAGGCGUCAGUUGGUGGUUCUGAUGAAGACUAUGGACAACGUGGCCACAUUCUGCAUGCUUCUGAUGCUCUUCAUCUUCAUUUUCAGUAUCCUUGGGAUGCAUAUCUUUGGAUGUAAAUUCAGUUUAAGAACUGAUUCUGGAGACACUGUUCCAGAUAGGAAAAACUUUGAUUCGCUACUGUGGGCCAUUGUCACGGUUUUCCAGAUCCUUACCCAAGAGGACUGGAAUGUGGUGCUCUACAAUGGAAUGGCCAGUACAUCUCCCUGGGCUGCGCUUUACUUUGUAGCAUUAAUGACGUUUGGGAAUUACGUUUUAUUCAACUUGCUUGUCGCUAUAUUGGUGGAAGGGUUUCAAGCAGAGGGAGAUGCCAACAGAUCUUAUUCUGAUGAGGAAAGGAGUUCCUCCAAUAUGGAGGAAUGUGAUAAAUAUCGGGAAGCUGAAUCUCCAUCUGAUUCCAAGCUUUGCUCAGUACCUAUGACUCCAAAUGGACAUUUAGAAAACAGCCCUAUUCCGACCCAACAAAUCCCCACUACCAUAAUGAAUACAUCAAGGAAUUCUCUUCAAAGGGACCAAGUUCUUGUAACUGUUGGCUGCAGAAAGAGUAGCGUGAUGUCCCUGGGGAGAACGUCCUACGACCAGAGGUCACAGAUGGGGCCUCGACCCUCACACUGGGGAAGAAGCAGUGCAUGGGGGAGCCGCAGAUCAAGCUGGAACAGUUUAGGGCGUCGUCACAGUAUAAAGCCAAGAACAUUCACAACUGAACAUGAAUCAUUGCUGUCACGUGGGGAGGAACAGAGGGAAAGAAGUCACUCCAGGAGAUCCUCCAGCCUAAAGCACAGAAGAGCAAUGUCUCUAGAUAAUAAAGGCUCUUCAGAUAACCCAGGGGAUACAGUAACUCAUCCCAACCAUCAUAGAGGCUCUUGCAAAGGAGCAUCUAUGCCAGAAGAACAUCGUGAAUCCAUUGGGAAAACUCCACCAAUCAUGAAGGAAGUGUUUCCCAAAAUGAAUAACCGCAAAGAUAAGGAAGAGGAAGAAGAAGAAAUAGAUUAUAGUCUGUGCUUCCGGAUCCGGAAAAUGAUUGAAGUGUACAGACCAGACUGGUGCGAGUUACGUGAGGACUGGUCUAUAUUUCUAUUCUCCCCACAGAACAGGUUCCGCAUCAUGUGCCAAACAAUAAUUGCGCACAAGCUUUUUGACUAUGUGGUCCUUGCCUUCAUCUUCCUCAACUGCAUUACUAUCGCCUUGGAGAGGCCUCAGAUAGAGCACAAGAGUACGGAAAGGCUGUUCCUGAGUAUAUCAAAUUAUAUCUUCACAGCCAUUUUUGUAGCUGAAAUGACAUUGAAGGUGGUCUCUCUGGGACUUUACUUUGGGGAUCAAGCUUACCUCCGGAGCAGCUGGAAUAUUCUGGAUGGGUUUCUCGUCUUUGUAUCCCUCAUUGAUAUUGUGGUGUCUGUAGCUUCAGCCGGUGGAGCAAAAAUUCUGGGUGUCUUAAGGGUUCUUCGGCUUUUGAGGACAUUGCGACCUCUCAGGGUUAUCAGUAGAGCCCCUGGCCUGAAGCUGGUGGUGGAGACCCUGAUUUCUUCUCUAAAACCCAUUGGAAACAUAGUUCUGAUCUGCUGUGCCUUCUUUAUUAUUUUUGGAAUCCUUGGUGUGCAGCUUUUUAAGGGUAAAUUUUUCUACUGCCUUGGGGUGGACGUUCGAAAUGUCACCAAUAAGUCAGACUGUGAGGCGGCCAAUUAUAAAUGGGUGCACCAUAAGUACAAUUUCGAUAACCUGGGGCAGGCAUUAAUGUCGCUUUUUGUCCUGGCAUCAAAGGACGGAUGGGUUAAUAUAAUGUAUAAUGGACUUGAUGCCGUGGCAGUGGACCAACAGCCAGUGACCAAUCACAACCCAUGGAUGUUGCUGUACUUUAUCUCAUUUCUGCUGAUCGUCAGUUUCUUUGUACUGAACAUGUUUGUGGGUGUCGUGGUUGAGAACUUUCACAAAUGUCGGCAGCAUCAGGAAGCCGAGGAGGCCCGAAGACGAGAAGAAAAACGCUUGAGGCGCCUGGAGAAAAAACGAAGGAAAGCCCAGCGCUUACCGUACUAUGCCACCUAUUGUCCUGCUCGCCUCCUUAUUCAUUCCGUCUGCACCAGCCACUACUUGGAUAUUUUCAUUACAAUCAUCAUUUGCCUUAACGUUAUCACAAUGUCCUUGGAGCACUAUAGUCAACCAAGGUCUCUUGAAAUUGCUCUAAAGUACUGUAACUACAUGUUUACUACAGUCUUUGUACUUGAAGCUGUGCUGAAGCUGGUGGCCUUUGGAUUCAGACGUUUCUUCAAGGACAGGUGGAACCAACUGGACCUGGCCAUUGUGCUCCUGUCUGUGAUGGGAAUCACUUUAGAAGAAAUUGAAAUAAAUGCUGCUUUGCCCAUCAAUCCCACCAUUAUUCGCAUCAUGAGGGUGCUGCGCAUCACCAGGGUGCUGAAGCUGCUUAAAAUGGCAACAGGCAUGAGGGCGCUACUGGACACUGUGGUACAAGCUUUGCCUCAGGUAGGAAACUUGGGACUGCUCUUCAUGCUUCUCUUCUUCAUCUAUGCUGCUCUGGGAGUGGAGCUCUUCGGGAAGCUUGUUUGCAAUGAUGAUCACCCGUGUGAAGGAAUGAGUCGCCACGCCACAUUUGAGAAUUUUGGAAUGGCCUUCCUGACCCUCUUUCAGGUUUCUACUGGGGACAACUGGAAUGGAAUAAUGAAGGAUACCUUGCGUGACUGCACCAGUGAUGAUCGCAGUUGCUUGAGCAACCUCCAGUUCAUCUCGCCUUUGUACUUUGUGAGCUUUGUGCUCACAGCUCAGUUUGUGCUAAUUAACGUAGUAGUCGCUGUGUUAAUGAAACACCUGGAUGACAGCAAUAAAGAAGCGCAGGAGGACGCUGAGCUGGAUGCGGAGAUUGAAAUGGAGUUGGCUCAUGGCCUCUGUUCUCAAACAUCGCCGGUCUCUGGUUUAGAUAAUGGAGGACGCGGAGGAAGACCUGCAACUGACAGUCAUCGUAGCUUAAGGUGUUUUUCUCCUGCUCAGGAGAAUUUGUGGUUGGACAGUGUGUCCUUAAUCAUUAAGGAUUCCUUUGAAGGAGAGCUAACAAUCAUUGAUAAUUUAUCUGGAUCAGUCUUCCACCAUUACUCCUCCCCAGCCGUCUGUGAGAAGUGCAACCACGACAAACAAGAGGUCCAGCUGGCAGAAAUGGAGGCCUUUUCUUUAACCUCUGACAAGUCCUCGUCAGUACUGACUGAUGAACUCAGUUCAGAAGAUCAAGGUGUCACGAGUCAGUUAAAGGAGAUGAAGGAUGGGCAAGAUAGUCCUGAUUCCUUGGGAAUGUUUGGAGAAAAUAUCUUCCCACUUGCAAGCAUUCCCGGUUCCCCAACAGCGGAGCACUUUAUGUGUGAGUUUGAGAAGGUCUCAUUAACCCCGGCUGAGUCAUGGGAAAGCUGGCUGAAGGAAGAGAGCAGCCCAGUCUCUCCUUCCCCGCUAUGUGCGGAUACAAUGAGCCCUCUUUUACCAGUCCCAGCAGAAUUUUUCCAUCCUGAUCUCUCUGCAACUGAAACAGAUCGAGAGAUUCCAAACACCAGAGAAAAUACUUCCAAACUGCCAUCUCAAGAAACGUGGGCAACUCUGCACUCUCCAGAUAUCAAUUGCUCACUUCUUCGGCAGGCAACAGAAAGCAAUUCAUCUAUGGAAAGUGGUAGUGCAACGUCUGAGGACAGUUUACAGACCACAUUAGAAGAUAGCCUAAAUCUUAGUGACUCACCCCAGUGCACAUUGGAUCUCCCAGAUCUCCGAGCAACACCUGCAUCGCACCAUACUCCAUUGCCUAUAUCAUCUCUAUCCAUGAUGCAAAGGAGAAGUAACCGCCCUAGCUUUGCCCUUCAGAAAGUUCGACGUCACCAACGGAGCCAUAGCAGUGGUGGUAGCACUAGUCCUGGAUGUACUCUUCAUGACUCCAUGGACCCUUCUGAUGAGGAAGGGGCAGGUGGAAGCCUGCGAGGUGUGAGCGAGCCCUCUGAGACAUUUAGCAGCUUAUCUCUGACCUCCCUCUUUUCACCACCUCCUUCUUUAGCACCACCCGGGGGCACAAUUAAAAAAUGCAGCAGUGUCAAUAGUCUUUCUGUUGCUCCUUCUAGGGUAAGAGGAGCAAAGCAAUUUUACACAGUUGAUCCACAGGGCUUCCUUUCUAUGCCAUCUUGGGUUAUGGAUUUUUACCAAACUUCGACUCCCUCAGAAAACCAAGAGAAUAGUAGCAGUACCGAAAAAUUACCAACUAUGGAAAAGGGGUUACCACCCAGUAGUGUCUCAGGAAAUGUGGAUUUUGGCAAUAACAGUCGUCGAAACAGAUGAGACUUUUUUCUGGGUGGGUGGCAGGAUAAAUCUUCUGGGGUAUGAUUUUCUUAUUCUGCAACAGGGGAUAAAAAGCCUUAUGGCUCUCAAACAGACCGUCAGGAAACGCUACAUUACCUCACUGUGUGAGCCAGCCAAGCAAUGCAACUGGGGAUAUUAGAGGUAAAGGCAGUUGAGCUCUUGUGCUCUGUGUGAGUGGGGAGGAACCGCUGUACUGUAACCAGCCUGUGAAACUAUUACAUAUAGUAUAUAUAUAUAUAUAUAUAUAAUUAUAAAUUAUUUUAUUUAUAUACUUUAUUUUUACUCUUGCUUGGGACUUCCUCACAGUUUGUAUUAUAGAAGACAUCUUUAUGAGGCAAUACAAAUAUUUGGUGGAGAAGGAGAGUUCUUGAUCCUGAUUUUGAUACUAUUAAUCUACACAGACUUCAUACAAAUACCUUUAUUUUACAUCAGAAAAAUGAAAAAUGUCACAAAUCAGAACCUCACUUAGUUGCUAAUCUUCUUAUAAUAAGAAGGUAUAUAAGGAGUCAUUUAGGAACUCACCCACCAGUGCUGGUGCUCCAAAAUGAAUGCGAUGGAGAGCACAUAUCACAAGUCAUUAAGGUAUUUGUGUUCAAAUGCGCUCUGCACUUCUCCAUGGUUGCCAGAGUAUCCAUCCUGCAUUUUUCUGAUGCUGUAGCUGUUGACACUAGAAAACCCUGAAAUUGCUGCCCCGCGGACUAGGAGGUAGAUCCUGGGUUCAGUACAAUAGGACCACAUACAAUGAUUAUGAUACAGGGGCUCAACCUAUAUAUUUAGUCAUUGCCACUUUAACAUGUUGGGAUGGAUGUCCACGUGCCUUCAUCAUGACAAAUGUAGGAUGACACCCCCAAAAAGAGUUGGUAAUGGCUGAAUAAAUGGAUUGAGAACAUACAUAAUUAUCAGAGAGACUGACCCCCAAAAGCUGCGUCCAAGGAAUUGCACCAUGGAAGAGAUUCAUACAAGGUGGUGUGAGGAGCAGAGUAUCUCCAGGGUUCCCACAGCAGGUUGCAUCAGUAGACGCACCAGACUUGAGCCUAGGAAACUGGAUGUGAAUGCUGUUCUGGUCCAGAGUGAGAGAGCUCCACUAAAGGCAACUUGCACCUGCUUCAAAAUGCUAAUGCAUCGGUUUUAAUGCACUGGGCACAAUUGUGGUGGAUGUAACUAAGAGCACAGCCACAAUUAAGUAGGUAUUAUGGGAAAACUCGCAUUAUGGGUAAAAAAAAAAUUAACAUUUGACUCAAAAUUUUACAUUUUACUUUGCACACUGUACUUUUUGUACAACUUGAGUCAUUUCUCUGCAAUUUUUAUUUUUUUUUUAAUUUGAAUCGCCUUUAAAAUUGAAAAUUGAUGGUUAGUAAAUGAGCCCCCCUAAUGUGGUGUUCAGUAAUAUCUUUGGACGCAAGUACCUUAAUGAAUUGUGUCAAUAUGCGUUCUCCAUUGCAUCCAUUUAGAGUACCUGCACGUCUAGGUGCAUUUGGUAAUGACCCCUAACAUUUUCUCAUUAUCUUUUAGAUCUUUAAGCAUGGUUAUGUUUCCAGAUUGUCUUUUAUUUGUGACAUCAGUCUGAGGUGCGUCAUGGCACAACCCAUGGUUAUUGUUGCAAGUUACAUGUUAUGUGGGUGCCCCAAAAUGGAACUGACCUUAUUCCACUAUUUCUGUUCAGCAUUGCAAUGUAGUGCAUUGAAAACAGACAAUCAGUAGGUCGAUUUGCCGAAAACAGGGAAUAAUCUAAGGAAAUUUGUUGUAGAGUUCUGGCUGAUUAAAUUGGGGUCUGACAUUCUGAUCAUUUCAAAUUCAAAAUAUAGCUUUCAGACAUCCAUGUCAAAAUUUAUCUACAGGGUAAACGUGAUUUUUGCACGUCUUCAAAAUAUGCUCCAACUUGUAGCCUACAAAGCUAUUUGUUUUUUUUUUCUUUAACUAGCUAAAAGAGCUCUACAAUAUAUUCAUUUUAAGAUGUAUUACAAACAAAUAUUAUUUUGGCCAACCCUCAAGGUUUUGGUGCAGCUUCAGGGGAUUUAUUCAAUGGAUUUGGUGAUAGACGAUGUUGGGCACAGCAAAGGAAAUAUUGCACUGCAGAAUGAAGAAUUAGCAUGCCCUCUGCAAGGCAUUUUUAUUUUUUUAUUUCCAAUAAAAUUGUCAGCCAUUGAGACAGAAAUUCCCAUGAUCACCCUUGCUCAGUAUUUAUAAAGGGGAAAAAGUGAUGUCCACAUGCUUGUGUUUCACUGAUAGAAGAAUGAACCUGUUGAAAGAUCAUUUCCGCGUGCCCCCCCCCCCCAGUCUGUAACUCUCUGAUCCAGUGCUCAGCGGUUCUUUAAUAAAGGGCUUUGAACAAA